UUAUGUCUAUAGGUACUACAGUAACAGUAACAAGAUCACGAUGAAAGUUUGGAUUCUUCUAGCUUACGGCUUGGUUCAAUUAUUAAUUGGUAGCAGUAAUGCAACCCCUGUUGGUACCUUUGAAAAUGAUAGAGUGAUGACUGUUAUAGCUACUAACAUGGAUAAUGAGAUGGAAGAAAAGGUUGAGACUGUCAUUACUAAAGUGUACGAAGAGAACCCAGUUGGUGAUUAUGUCGAACUUAUACGAACUGCAAUUGCUAAAAAGUUAUCCGACAUGACAUGGAUCGUUAUUGAAGAACCAAAAGCGCAAAGUUUGGGUAACGUCCCGAAAUACUUGUACAUCAAGAGAGCUGCACCAGGCUACGAGCCAGCAAUAUACCUCAUUGUCGGUUUUUAAACUUAAAUCAAUAGUUUACUAUAGACUACAUAAGAAAAAUAGUCUAAAAACUACUUUGUAUUGAUUACUUUGCCAAAAUUAUAUAAUUAUAAAAUAAACAAUAUUUUGUUAAAAAAC
Messenger RNA from Onthophagus taurus, 514 nucleotides. The record is from RefSeq and is a predicted model, not a curated record. Lineage: Eukaryota; Metazoa; Arthropoda; Insecta; Coleoptera; Scarabaeidae.